This is a messenger RNA of Notolabrus celidotus (New Zealand spotty), 2380 nucleotides long. RefSeq names its product calpain-5-like. The transcript has 13 exons. NCBI's taxonomy places the organism in Eukaryota, Metazoa, Chordata, Actinopteri, Labriformes, Labridae. Gene Ontology annotation, biological process: proteolysis. Gene Ontology annotation, molecular function: calcium-dependent cysteine-type endopeptidase activity. Gene Ontology annotation, cellular component: cytoplasm. Bases 73 to 2004 code for a protein of 643 amino acids. The record is from RefSeq and is a predicted model, not a curated record.
CUUCAAAGGUGUUUUAACUCAUCAUUGUGAGGAUUAGACAGCCCACAGCUGUGAGAGUUCAGCGUGUGCACCAUGUUCGCCUCCGCUGUCCCGUACAAGAACCAGCACUAUGCUGAGCUAAAGAGGAACUGUAUCAAGGACAAGACGCUGUUUGAGGACCCAGAGUUUCCUGCCAACAAUUCAUCUCUGUAUUUUAGGAAACCAAUUCCUGGAUAUGUGGAGUGGAAACGACCCGGGGACAUAAGUGAUGACCCGCAUCUGUUUGUGGAGGGCAUCAGCGCCCACGACCUGAACCAGGGACAGGUGGGGAACUGUUGGUUUGUUGCUGCCUGUUCCUGCCUGGCCUUAAAGCCAAACCUGUGGAAGAAGGUGAUACCUGAUCAUAAGGACCAGGAGUGGGAUCCCAAACACCCGGAGAGCUAUGCAGGGAUCUUCCAUUUCCAGUUCUGGGUGUUUGGAGAGUGGGUCGAUGUGGUGGUGGAUGACCGACUGCCUACAAUCAAUAAAGAGCUAAUCUACUGUCACUCCAAAGACAACAACGAGUUCUGGAGCGCCCUGCUGGAGAAGGCCUACUCUAAGUUGGCUGGCUGCUAUGAGUCCCUUGAGGGGGGAAACACUGGAGAUGCUGUGGUAGAUUUCAGUGGAGCUGUGGCUGAGGCCAUCAGCCUGGAAAAAGAAGAUUACUACAAAGACCAGAAAAAACAGGACCAGCUGUUUGAGGAUCUACUAAAAGUCUACGACCGUGAAGGAAUCAUAAGCUGCUCCAUUAAGGCACAGCCUCAUGAAAUUGAGGCAAGGAUGCAUAAUGGGCUGGUGAAAGGUCAUGCAUACUCAGUGACAGCAGUGAAGAAGGUGCGUUUGGGUCACGGGCUGAUAGCCUACUUCAAGAAUGAAACCAUUCCUCUGAUCCGCAUGAGGAAUCCAUGGGGCAAGACAGAGUGGUCAGGAGCCUGGAGUGACAGCUCUGAAGAAUGGGCAAAGAUUGGUGAUAUGGAAAGGGGAAGCCUUGGCAUUGUAGUAGAGGAUGAUGGAGAGUUCUGGAUGUCUUUUGCAGACUGGUGCAAGUUCUUCACAGAUGUAGAUGUGUGCCGUCUCAUCAACACCUCGAUGAUCAGCCUCCAUAAGACGUGGCACGAGUUGGUUCACUUUGGGAGCUGGACCAAAAAUGCAGAGCCGCUGUUGAACCGCUGUGGCGGCUGUCUUAACCACAAACGGACAUACCUGCAGAACCCACAGUACAUGUUUGAUGUUACCAAGGAGGAGGAUGAGGUCUUAAUCUCCCUGCAACAGAAAGACAUACGGGUCCACAGAAGAGUUGGUCAAGGAGAUAACCUAAGCAUUGGCUUUAGUGUACUCAAGGUGGAGCUGAACAGAAAAUACAGGAUGCAUGACAUCCUAACGCAGCAAUCUGUGGCCAACUCCACCUACAUCAAUGCUCGCACAGUGUUCAUGAGACAAAUGCUCCCACAGGGGCGCUACAUCAUCAUCCCCACCACCUUCGAGCCUCAGACUCUGGGGGACUACAUGCUCAGAGUGUUCACCGAUGUGGACUCGGGAUGCAGGGAGCUGAUCGAUGAUAAGCCAAGGGUGAGAUGCUGGAGUGCAUUCGUUGGGUAUCCACAAGUUGUGUCUCAUGUCUACGUCCACGGAGCAGAGGGGCUGCAGAACCAGGAGAGUCCAGGAGGUGCAGACCCCUAUGUGAUCAUAUCAUGUGAGGGCCACUCAGUGAGGUCCACCGUCAAGAAGGACACUCUGGAACCAGAGUUUGCAACCAGCGCCAUUUUCUACAGGAAGAAGAUUAGAAAGCCCAUAACUAUUGAGUUGUGGAACAGUAACGCAGUGAAGGACGAGUUCAUGGGUCAGGUGGUGCUGUCGGGGUCAGUGAAGGACUCGAUUGAACCUCAGAGGCUCCAGCUGAGGAAACGAGGGCGGCAGAUGGCUGACGAGAUGCCCGGGAACAUCAGUCUGAGGAUCGCCACAGCUACCCAGCUUACUGCCAUGUGACCCCAGAGUGGGAGGAGUCAGCUGGAUGUUCGACUACACAAAUGUAACAGUUAAUUGCACAUUGGUGUUUUUCUUUUGUAAAAUGUGUUGAGAGGGGCAGAGGGCACAACUGGACAGACUGAAUGACAGUUUGUCAUUUUUUAUGUUUUUUUUUCCGUCAGCUUUUGAAUGACUUGUCUUAUCUUUGCAAUCAUCUUUUUAUAUAACUUAUAAACAUUUUUUAUGGACAUUUUUCAGAAAUCUUGUGAAGAUUUCAUUCUUUCUAAGAGAUGUUACACUUGAUACUGUGAGAAAAAAGGCAGAAAUUGGUUGUCAAAGUCUUAAAAAUAAUUCUGAUUGUCUUUUAUAGACAUUAAAAGUUGCAACAUUUACUGUA